AUGCCAAGAUGCUCCGCUCUGCCCUCCAGCCACAACUGGGACCAUUACGGACAGUGGCCAGCAGUCUGGACCCUCCUGAGGAAGAUGCCAAUCAUUCUGUGGCUGCUGCUGUUGGACACCUCCCUUCCUGCUGUGAGAGGCCAGACCAGAAUUCCUCUGGAAACAGUGAAGCUAUGGGCCGAUACCUUCGGCAGGAAUUUGUACAACACGGUGACCAGAUACUCAGGCUCUCUCUUGCUGCAGAAGAAGUACAAGGAUGCAGAAUCCAGUCUGAAGAUCAAAGAGGUGGAUGGCUUGGAGCUGGUGAAGAAGUUCUCAGAGGACAUGGAGACCAUGCUUAGGAGGAAAGUCGAGGCUGUCAAGAGCUUGGUGGAGGCUGCUGAGGAGGCUGACCUGAACCAUGAGUUCAAUGCCUCUCUGGUGUUUAACUACUACAACUCGGUACUAAUCAAUGAGAAGGACGAGAAGGGCAACUACGUGGAGCUGGGAGCCGAGUUCCUUCUUGAGUCCGACGCGCACUUCAGCAACCAGAGGGUGAAUGUCUCCCUAAGCAGUGUACAGCUACCUACCAACGUGUAUAACAAAGACCCAGACAUUUUAAAUGGAGUCUAUAUGUCCGAGGCCCUGAACCCUGUGUUUGUGGAGAACUUCCAGAGAGACCCUACGCUGACCUGGCAGUAUUUUGGCAGUUCAACUGGGUUCUUCAGGAUCUAUCCAGGAAUAAAGUGGAAGCCUGAUGAAAACGGAGUCAUUGCUUUCGACUGCAGAAACCGUGGCUGGUACAUACAAGCGGCCACCUCUCCCAAAGACAUCGUGAUUCUGGUGGACAUGAGUGGCAGCAUGAAGGGGCUGAGGAUGGCCAUCGCCAAGCACACCAUCACUACCAUCUUGGACACCCUGGGAGAAAAUGACUUCGUGAAUAUCAUUGCGUACAAUGACUAUGUCCACUACAUUGAGCCCUGCUUCAAAGGCAUCCUCGUCCAGGCAGACCGAGACAACCGAGAGCAUUUCAAGCAGUUGGUGGAGGAACUGAUGGUCAAAGGCGUGGGUGUUGUGAGUCAAGCCCUAAUCGAGGCUUUCCAGAUCCUGAAUCAGUUCCAAGAGUCCAGACAAGGAAGUCUCUGUAACCAGGCCAUCAUGCUUAUCACUGAUGGGGCGGUGGAAGACUAUGAGCCCGUGUUUGAGAAAUAUAACUGGCCGGACCGCAAGGUAACUCCCACUGCAAGUCGGGGGGGAAGGGGCCUCUCCUUUGCAUCCCGUGAUCACACAGCCUUGCCCUCUCCAGGCUACUACACACAGAUCUCCACACUGGCUGAUGCCCAGGAGAACGUGAUGGAGUAUCUACAUGUGCUCAGCCGCCCCAUGGUCAUCAACCACGACCAUGACAUCAUCUGGACAGAGGCAUAUAUGGACAGCAGGCUCUUCACCUCAGAGGCACAGAGCCUGAUGCUCCUCACCACAGUAGCCAUGCCAGUCUUCAGCAAAAAGAACGAGACGCGAUCCCACGGCAUUCUCCUGGGUGUAGUGGGCUCCGACGUGACCCUAAGAGAGCUCAUGAAGCUGGCACCCCGAUAUAAGCUUGGGGUACAUGGAUAUGCCUUUUUGAACACUAACAACGGCUACAUCCUCUCUCAUCCUGACCUCCGACCUUUGUACAGAGAAGGCAAGAAGCUGAGACCCAAACCCAACUACAACAGUGUGGACCUCUCGGAAGUGGAGUGGGAGGACCAAGCUGAAACCCUGAGAACUGCCAUGAUCAACGGGGAAACAGGUUCUCACUCCAUGGAUGUGAAGGUGCCACUGGACAAAGGGAAACGGGUUCUAUUCCUGACCAAUGACUAUUUCUUCACGGACAUCAGUGACACACCUUUCAGCUUGGGAGUGGUGCUGACGAGAGGCCAUGGAGAAUACAUCCUCCUGGGAAAUACAUCCGUGGAGGAAGGCCUGCAUGACUUGCUUCACCCGGAUCUGACCCUGGCCAGCGACUGGAUCUACUGCAUCACGGAUAUCGACCCAGACCACCGGAAACUCAGCCAGCUGGAAGCUGUGGUCCGCUUCCUGACAGGGAUGGAUCCAGGCCUGGAGUGUGAUGAAGAGCUGGUGCGGGAGGUGCUGUUUGAUGCAGUGGUGACGGCCCCCAUGGAAGCCUACUGGACGGCACUGGCACUCAACAUGUCUGAAGCAUUGGAGCCUGGUGUGGAGGUGGCCUUUCUGGGGACCCGGGCUGGUCUCCUAAGACGAAGCUUGUUCGUGGGUUCUGAGAAAAUCUCUGAUAGGAAGUUCCUGACCCCUGAAGAUGAAGCCAGUAUUUUUACCAUGGACCACUUCCCGCUGUGGUAUCGUCAGGCCUCUGAGCAGUCCCCAGGCAGUUUUGUCUUCAAUCUCCGCUGGGAAGAGGGUCCAGACAGCCCAGGCAAGCCAGUGGUGGUGAGGGCCAGUACAGCAAUCGCUGUGACAGUGGAUGGGAAGACGGCCAUUGCAGCAGCUGUGGGCAUCCAGAUGCAAGUGGACUACCUCCAGCGCCAGUUCUGGGCAGCCAUGAAGCAGUGCGGCACUGGAGAGGGGCCAUGCCCGGAGAGCUGCGAGAACACUGAUCUGGACUGCUUCGUCAUAGACAACAACGGCUUCGUUCUGAUCUCAGAGAGACCUCAGGAGAUGGGAAGACUUCUGGGGGAAGUGGAUGGUGCUCUCAUGACGCAGCUUCUCAGCAUGGGGGUGUUCAGCCGUGUGACCAUGUAUGACUACCAGGCCAUGUGCAAGCCCCCGGACCAUCACCACAGUGCAGCCCAGGCCCUGAUCAGUCCUCUCUCUGCCUCCCUGAUGGUGGUCCGCUGGCUACUGCAUGAAUUCCUGCUGUUCCUGCUUCAGUGGAGUGCCUGGGGAUCUUGGUAUGACAAAGGGUCAGAGGCCAAAGCUGUCUUUCAUCACUCCCACAAGCACAAAAAGCAGGACCUGCUGCACCCCUGUGACACAGAAUACCCAGUGUUUGUGCACCAGACAGCCAUCCAGGAGGCCAAUGGGAUCAUCGAGUGUGAGGCCUGCCGGAAGACAUUCGUGAUGCAAAAGAUUCCCAGCAGCAACUUGCUCCUCCUAGUGACAGACCGUACCUGUGACUGCAGCACCUACUCUCCCAUCCUCCAGGAGGCCACAGAAGUCAAAUAUAAUGCCUCUGUCAAAUGUAACAGGAUGCGCUCCCAGAAGCCCCGACGGCGACCAGGAUCCUGCCAUGCCUUCCAUCCAGAGGAGAACGCCCAGGACUGUGGUGGCGCUUCAGACACUGGAGCUUCUCUGCCUCUGCUCCUGCUACCAUUGUGGGUCUGGCUGCUUCCACCACAGCUCCUGUGGUGACCCCAUCCUGUCUGACUUUCACAGAAGGGGACCCUUACAGAGACAUUCUAAAAAGUCGCCAACUGAUGAGGAGGGCCCAGCUCACAGCAGCGAAGUGUCUCCUGGCUUUCGGUCCUGAGCUACCAAUCUCCCUCUGUUGGAAGGAUCCCCAAAGCUCUCCAGGGUGCCGAAUACCAGCCACCCCAUCUUCUACUUCUGCCUCUGCUUCAGGACUCCCAACAAGAGCUCAGCUAGAGGAAGGGGAGAAGUUACCAACGAUCAGAAGCAGCCAAAGGGCUGGGUGUUUCCCUGGCUGGGGUCUACUGCAGAUCUGAGCUCUGGGGGCCAGGAUGAGCAGUGUGGCCCAUGCAGAGGCUGUGGCAAGAGCACACUCACCACAAACACAGGAGUCCUUGGGAAGGCACUCUCAUCCAUCCCAGAUAGUGCAAGGGAGGACAGGCAGAGGGAGAGACGGAAAGACUCAGCGAGGGACCAGGAACCAGGGAAGAAGUGGAAAGGAAGUAAUAGGCACAGAAUAAGCAUUAAAUUCUGUGAGUUAUCAUCAGAAUGCUACCACUGAAGAACUCCAUCCUUUUUAUACUAAUAAUCUGAAGGAGAGCGGGGAGGAGUAUGUAUAUGGGAGCAUCUGGAGGGAGGAAAGGGAAGGGAGAAAUGUUGAAAUUAUAAUCUCAAAAGGGAAAAAAGAAAAAGAAAAGCUACUAGGCUGAGCCCUGCAGCCGCUGCACUGGACAGUAGUGUGGUCCAGAGGAGAUGCUGGACAGUAGUGUGGUCCAGAGGAGAUGCUGAGAAGAUGCCAGGCGAAGGUCCUCAUGGACCUCACUAUGGUAGGGUACAGGUGAGGUCUCCAAGACCCAUGGUGGGCUUUCUGUGGCUCACACUCUACAAAAGUAACUACUUGGCUGUCUUGGGGAAGCCCUUGAGGUUGGAACAACACACAGAAUCCUUGCCACAAUGCCCUGAAGUAGGUCUACAAUGUACCUGCCCUUUUUUAAAAUUUUUUUUUGCAUGUCUGAGGUGUGCAAUUGUGCAUGUUUGUGGACCUGUUUGUGCAUGGAUGCAGAGGCCAGAGGACGGUGCUGGCCGUCUUCCUCACCCACUCCCCGCCUUAUUUUUUAAGACAGGGUCUCUCACUAAGCCUGGGGCCCUCCAAUUCAGCCACACUAGCUGGCCAGAAGCCCUAGGGAUCCUCUGUCUCCAGCUCCUCAGUGCUGGGAUUACCAGCAUACCCCAUUGUUUGAAGGGUCCUCAUACUUCACUAGCUAAGGCUCUCAAGCCCUAUGAAUUACCUGUCUUUUAAAUGAGGAAACUAAGCCUUAGCACUCAAGAGACAGAGGCAGGUGAAUCUUUGUCUGAGGCCAGCCUGGUUUACAGAGUGAGUUC
Molecule: messenger RNA, 4728 nt
Organism: Peromyscus maniculatus bairdii (prairie deer mouse)
Lineage: Eukaryota; Metazoa; Chordata; Mammalia; Rodentia; Cricetidae
Source: RefSeq, a predicted model, not a curated record